Molecule: messenger RNA, 2217 nt
Organism: Octodon degus (degu)
Lineage: Eukaryota; Metazoa; Chordata; Mammalia; Rodentia; Octodontidae
Product: zinc finger protein 73-like
Exons: 8
Coding region: 334-2082 (582 amino acids)
Biological process (GO): regulation of transcription by RNA polymerase II
Molecular function (GO): RNA polymerase II cis-regulatory region sequence-specific DNA binding; DNA-binding transcription factor activity, RNA polymerase II-specific
Source: RefSeq, a predicted model, not a curated record
UCUUCCGCCGGGAAUUCCGGUCGCUGUAGCCCUUCGAAGCUCCUCGGACGCGUUUGGGUUGGCUUCUGGGCUCCUGAAGGUUCUGGAAAUCAUACUCAGGACCUCCAGGAAGCUUAUGUGUAGUGUUCUGAGCAGGAGAAUUUAGGACACAGCGAAUGUGUUCUCUUAUGACUCCGCUCUGCUCACCUCUAGUCUCAGCUAUGCUUCCAGAGUCUCCUGUGCAUUUCCAAGAGCAACAAAAAUGGGCUAAAUCUCUGGCUCUGCUGAUUAAUCUUGUGACUAAGACCAGCCCCCCUCCAGAUCCUAGGGCUGACAAUUUGAGUGAAGAGAAACAUGCCAUUACAGGGGUUAGUAUCAUUUGAGGAUGUGGCUGUGGACUUCAGCUGGGAGGAAUGGCAGGAUCUGGACGAUGCUCAGAAGACCCUAUACAGAGACGUGAUGCUAGAGACCUACAGCAGCCUGGUGUCCUUGGGGCAUUGCAGUCCCAAACCUGAGGUGAUCAUCAAGCUGGAGCUGGGAGCACAGCAAUGGAUGGGAGAAGAACACCCAAGCCAGGCCCAUACAGGGCAUUGCACCCCCAGCCCAGACGAGACCAUCAAACUGGAACAGGGAGCACAGCCAUGGAUGGGAGAAGAAUGCCCAAGCCAGAUCCUUACAGAUGUCCAGAAAGUGGAAGACCUGGCUGAGACCAGCCACGACAGUCCAGCCAGACAUCUGUGGCAAGUAAUGAUCACCAGCAACAGUACAGCAGAGGAGCGAUUUGGAUUAGAAAGAACAUUUGAUUUGAGCUCAAACCAUAUUUCAAAACUGGUUAUAAAUAAUGAGAACUACUUAGGAAUGAAGACUGAAGAAUUUAUUGUGUAUCAGAAUGUGUUCCUCCCUAUUGUCCCUGAUAAGAUUCCUACUGGAACAAGACCUGCUGCCCAUGUUACAGUUGGGAAAUCCCUUGGACAUCUUGACUGUCUCAGUCAGCAUCACAGGAUUCAAAAUGGGCAGCAGGAUUUUGAGCAUACUGGAGAAAUGAAGGCUGCUAACACAGAAGCAAUAUUCUUCCUGCAUCAGCGGGUACAUGUAGGAGAGUCCUAUGAAUAUAGUGAACAUGGGCAAGCCUGUGAUAAGUCGGCUCUCAUUGUCCAAAGAAUAACUCAGGUAGGAAGGAAGACACUUGAAUGUAACAUAUGUGGGAAGACAUUCUAUUCAAAUCCUGCACUCACUAAAUAUCAGAGAAUGAACACUGGAGAGAAACCCCACGUAUGUAGUGACUGUGAGAAAUUAUUCAUUAAGGAAACAUACCUUUCAACUCGCCAGAAGAAACACACAGAAGAAAAGCCCUAUGAAUAUAACAUAUGUAUGGAAUCUUUCUACCAGAAAUCAGGCCUCACUUCACAACCUAGCACUCACACAGGGAAGAAACCCUAUGCAUGUAAUGAAUGCAGAAAAUCUUUCUACCGCAAGUCAGAUCUCACUGUGCAUCAGAGAACUCACACAGGAGAGAAACCCUAUGAGUGUAAUAAAUGUGGAAAAUCUUUUAACCAGAAGUCAAACCUCAGCAGGCAUCAGAGGACUCACACAGGAGAGAAACCCUAUGAGUGUAAUAAAUGUGGGAAAUCUUUUAACCAGAAGUCAGACCUCAUUUUACACCUGAGAAUUCACACAGGAGAGAAGCCCUAUGAAUGUAGUGAAUGUAGGAAAUCUUUUUACAAGAAGUCAGACCUCACUGUACAUCAGAGAACUCACACAGGAGAGAAACCCUAUGAAUGUGAUGAAUGUAGGAAAACUUUCUAUCAGAAAUCAAAACUUACUGUGCAUCAGAGAACGCACACAGGAGAGAAACCCUAUGAAUGUAACGAGUGUGGGAAGUCUUUCUAUCAAAAGUCAGACCUCACUGUGCAUCAGCGAACACACACAGGAGAGAAACCUUAUGAGUGUAACAAAUGUUGGAAAUCUUUCUAUCAGAAAUCAGUGCUCACUGUGCACCAGAGAAUUCACACAGGAGAGAAACCUUAUGAAUGUAAUGAAUGUAGGAAAACCUUUUGCCAGAAGUCGCAUCUCAGCAGGCAUCAGAGAACUCAUACAAGGUAGAUACCUUGUGAGCAAUGAAAGGAAGAAAUUCAGUCAGAAGCGAGUCCUUGCCACACAUCAAAAAACUCAGCAGGGGCCUGGCCAGAUAGCUCCGUAGACUAAAGUGCCUGGCGACUGGGGUUUGAUCCCUGGCAU